CCAGAGAAGAAGAGUUACGGAAGAGGGUGGAGGUUUUCUGACGGCUCAGCAGGCUAACCACUUAACAAAGAUAACUCUCAGCCUAAGCAGCAGUUUAAUCGGGUUUACAUCUUAGAUAGUCUCACGGACCGAAGUAUCAAGAUGACGGCCGCACCUUACAACUACUCCUACAUCUUUAAAUACAUCAUCAUCGGUGACAUGGGAGUUGGGAAGUCCUGUCUGUUGCAUCAGUUCACAGAGAAAAAAUUCAUGGCGGACUGUCCUCACACCAUUGGGGUGGAGUUUGGGACGAGGAUCAUGGAGGUCCACGGUCAGAAGGUGAAGCUGCAGAUCUGGGACACCGCUGGUCAGGAACGGUUCAGGGCUGUCACCAGGUCCUACUACAGGGGGGCUGCCGGGGCCCUCAUGGUGUACGACAUCACCAGGAGGAGUACUUAUAACCACCUGAGCAGCUGGUUGACAGAUGCCAGGAACCUGACCAACCCAAACACAGUGAUCAUUCUGAUUGGUAACAAGGCCGACCUGGAGGCUCAGAGAGACGUGACAUAUGAAGAGGCCAAACAGUUUGCUGAGGAGAACGGUUUGCUGUUUCUAGAGGCCAGCGCUAAGACAGGGGAGAACGUGGAGGAGGCCUUCUUGGAGGCGGCAAAGAGGAUCUACCAGAACAUCCAGGAUGGCAGUCUGGACCUGAACGCUGCCGAGUCGGGAGUCCAGCAUAAACCAUCAGCACCGCAGGGAGGUCGCCUGAACACCGACAGCCAGCCGGCCAAAGAGGGCUGCAGCUGCUAACCACAGACAAGAACAACAGACCCAUGAAACAGACAGACGGACGGACAGAGACAGAUACAUACACAGAGAUCCAUCUCCUCCAGGACUAACAUGCAACAUCUAUCCAGAGUGAGUCAAAUAGAAUUUAGCUGGAUUACAUUUAACACAGCAGUGGCACAGUUGUCAGAUCCAGACCUCAGUUCAGUGCCCAGAACAUGCCUCAACCAUCCUCCACCCAAUCAAACAUUUACCAGCUUUGGAUAAGUCAGGACACCCUCAAUGAAUUCCCGAAACCCCAAACUCUCCAGACCUGUGGACCAGUUUUAAAUUUGGGUCAUUGUUGGACAAUUCCCAAAUCAGGACCAUCCUAGACCUAAACUGGAUUACUGUCUGCACAAAAUGAAUCCCUCUGCAUAAGUUCUGACCACUUUUGCUCCACACUAAAACCACACUAGGUCGCAUUCAGCUUAUAUCCAAACAUACUUUAAACUCAGCCAGUGUGGACCAUUCUGGUUUCAGAAUAGGGCAGCCUUAAAUCCAUAAUGGCCCUUUUCUCUAAGGCUGGACUACCCUCCGGACCCAGUCCUUUCUAAGUUUAGAGUGCCGUGGACCUAAUUCAGGUAAACGUAGUCCAAAUUUGAGACUUUCCUGGUCACAGAUGUGAAACACAGAGAGACAAAAAUGGAUACAAGGUUCACAGUGGAGUCAACCCACAGCCCAGCAACUACAUUUCCAGUAGGGUGCCCAGCAUAGGACAACUCUAACCCGAUCAUCACACAAUCCUUUUUUGAAGAUUGGACCGCCCUCCCAGUGCGGAGCCUUGUCAGCCUAAAUCAAUCGGGGCUAGGUCAGAUUCGGUUGCCCCUCAAAUUGUCCCAAACACAAAACACCCGGAUCCAAGGUCUGACCAACCUGCAGCCUAUCUGAUGUUUUCUCCACCAAAAUGCAGAUCGUACUAGUUCCAACAUGGCAUUGCUGUGGACACAGCCAGAGUGUGAACUAAAGCUUGAUGCCCCUGGGUUCAAAUUGAAACUGCCUUCACACUAAAGGUAGGUGAAGCUGGACUGUUCCAAGGCCAGAAUAUAGGACACUACCAUACAGAACCUUUCCCAAGGCUGGGCCCAACUCAAACAAAUGUAGCUCAAAUUUUGAACGAUCUUUAUCCCAGGUGUGAAACACCCAUGUCCCAGUGACAAAUAAAGAUGCAAUCCUUGAAUUCAGACAAGCCCAACUCUGGACAUUCCUACAGAUGGAUUCAGAACCUUGGUUAAAGCCAGACAGCUCCCAGUCCAAAUCAAAGACCUCUUCUGGGCCAUAUCUUCAAAUUUAGCUGUAAUCUGAUCUGACUCGUUGGAUUUCUGUUUAAUAUGUGUGUGAUAUCCCAUCAUUUGUUGUUCACUUGGAAAAGUCUUUAAAAUUCUGGCUUCAAAACUAUAAAUUCUAUCACAGAGUGGCCUGGACAUCUAAA
Monopterus albus (swamp eel) is the source of this 2236-nucleotide messenger RNA. RefSeq names its product ras-related protein Rab-14-like. Gene Ontology annotation, molecular function: GTPase activity; GTP binding. The transcript is spliced from 8 exons. Bases 142 to 789 code for a protein of 215 amino acids. The record is from RefSeq and is a predicted model, not a curated record. NCBI's taxonomy places the organism in Eukaryota, Metazoa, Chordata, Actinopteri, Synbranchiformes, Synbranchidae. Gene Ontology annotation, cellular component: trans-Golgi network; phagocytic vesicle; recycling endosome. Gene Ontology annotation, biological process: endocytic recycling; defense response to bacterium; phagosome maturation.